UGGUCCGGGAGUGUGCGUGGCGGAGCGGGACGGGUAAGAGCUGUUGGACGUGUGCAUCGCGCUUAGCAGGUGUCCAUUGGCAGGGGUGUCCGGUGUGCACAGAGGAGGACCACAGCAAGUUUGGGGUGCUCUACCUUGUGUGACGUUGUAGCAGAGACUCGUAACUUACUUCCAGCACGAUGUGCGGUAUAUUCGCUUACCUAAACUACAGAGUACAGCGCACCAGGAAGGAGGUCUGCGAGACCCUAGUAAAAGGACUGCAAAGACUGGAAUAUAGAGGGUAUGAUUCUGCAGGACUUGCAGUUGAUGGAAAUAAUAACCAGGACAAAGAAUGCCAUAUCCAGUUAAUCAAGAAAAAAGGCAAAGUGAAGGCAUUGGAAGAAGAGCUCUAUAAACAGGAUGGUUUGGACUUGGAUACAUGUUUCGACUCGCACUUUGGAAUUGCUCACACCCGAUGGGCUACCCAUGGGGAACCCAAUGCAGUGAACUCCCACCCCCAGCGGUCUGAUAAGAAUAACGAGUUUGUUGUUGUACAUAAUGGGAUCAUCACCAACUACAAGGUCCUGAAGACUUUUCUGGAAAGUAAAGGGUAUGAAUUUGAGUCGGAAACAGAUACUGAAACUAUUCCUAAACUGAUUAAGUAUGUAUAUGACAACCGAGAACGUGAUGACAUCAGCUUCUCGACUCUGGUAGAGCGAGUAAUUCAACAACUUGAAGGAGCAUUUGCGCUGAUGUUUAAGAGCAGUCAUUACCCUGAUGAAGCUGUCGCCACCAGGAGAGGGAGUCCUUUGCUGAUAGGAGUACACAGUAAGCACAAACUUUCAACAGAACAGAUUCCAAUUACAUACAAAUCAUCCAGCAGCACUGAAAAUAACAAACUUUCCAAAGGUAGAACAAAGAGGUCAGACAGUACCACUUGCCUGCAUCCUGUUGGAGAAGAGAAAGCAGUUGAAUUCUAUUUUGCUUCAGAUGCAAGUGCUAUCAUAGAACAUACCAACAGAGUUAUUUUCUUGGAAGAUGAUGACGUUGCUGCAGUGUCUGAUGGGAAACUUUCAAUUCACCGACUGAAGAGAUUAGCAGGCGAUGACUCUUCUAGAGGAGUUCAGACCCUCCAAAUGGAGCUACAGCAGAUCAUGAAAGGCAACUUCAGUGCAUUUAUGCAGAAGGAAAUAUUUGAGCAACCAGAAUCUAUUUUUAACACUAUGAGAGGAAGGAUUAACUUUGAAACUGGCAAAGUUUUGUUAGGAGGACUGAAGGAUCACUUGAAAGAAAUAAAAAGGUGUCGACGUCUGAUCGUGAUUGGCUGCGGAACCAGUUAUCAUGCAGCAGUGGCUACCCGCCAAGUACUAGAAGAACUGACGGAGCUCCCUGUGAUGGUAGAGUUGGCAAGUGACUUUUUGGACAGAAACACACCCGUGUUCAGAGAUGAUGUUUGCUUCUUUAUUAGUCAGUCAGGGGAAACUGCAGAUACUCUUAUGGCUCUAAGAUACUGCAAGGAUCGGGGUGCGCUUACAGUUGGUAUCACAAACACAGUGGGAAGCUCAAUCUCCAGAGAAACUGACUGUGGGGUGCACAUCAAUGCAGGUCCAGAAAUUGGGGUGGCAAGCACAAAGGCAUACACAAGUCAGUUUGUUUCACUCGUAAUGUUUGGCCUGAUGAUGUCGGAGGAUCGCAUUUCCUUGCAGGAAAGAAGGCAGAAGAUUAUCAGUGGCUUGCAGUCUUUGCCUGAUUUGAUCAAAGACGUGUUGUCUCUGGAUGAGAAGAUUAACGAUCUUGCACAUGAGUUGUACCAGCAGAGAUCUCUUCUCGUCAUGGGCCGAGGAUAUAACUUUGCCACCUGCCUGGAAGGAGCUCUGAAAAUCAAGGAAAUCACCUAUAUGCACUCAGAAGGUAUCCUUGCGGGAGAGCUGAAGCAUGGACCCCUGGCACUGGUUGACAAAAACAUGCCAGUCAUUAUGAUCAUCAUGAAAGACCCCUGUCACACUAAAUGCCAAAACGCACUACAGCAGGUGACCGCUCGCCAGGGUCGUCCAGUUGUUCUCUGUACCAAAGAUGAUGACGAAUGUAUAAAGGCUGCAUAUAAAGCUGUAGAGUUGCCUCAUACAGUCGACUGUUUGCAAGGAAUCUUGAGUGUUAUCCCACUACAGCUGCUGUCCUUCCACUUGGCUGUUCUAAGAGGUUAUGAUGUUGAUUUUCCCCGGAAUCUUGCCAAGUCAGUAACUGUGGAGUAAAGUAAAGGCUGUAGGUCACAGCAAAGGGCAGACGACCAAUUUCUGGAGAGCUACACUUAAUAUGUGAACAUAAUCCUUUACAGAAACAAUUCUUUGACCAAUGAACUGUUUUAAACUGGAAGUUUCUUCCUUGGAAGAAGUGAGAAUGUAACUGAAUUUCUACAAACUGAAUUGCUUUUUAUGCAACUACAAGACUAUUUUAAUGCAACUAUGAGACAUUAUAAUGUGCCUUGUAUCUUUAAAGCUUCUGCCAAAGAAAGUUCUAUUUAUUUACGUAUCAUUCCAAAGUUGAGAAGGAAAUCACUGUUUACAUGUUGAAACACAGACUAGAUUUUUUAAAAAUGUUGUGCAAUACACAGUUAUACUGUGAAUAUUUUGUAGCCAUUAAUUGUUUAAGAAUAUUUAUAAUUUAUAGAAAUUGUAUAAGUUAUUCUUAUUUACUUUCAUCUCUUAAUUUCUGAAGGUAAUUAUCUGCAUGUUAUUUGUAGGACACAGUUGAAUUGAUAGAUCAUGUGUUAACACUGUCAGCCUUUACAUUCUCGUGAAAUGUUAACGUGAAUAUGCAUAAUUUAACUGGUGCAGACACUCCUGGCGUAAUACAUCUGGUGCAGACACUCCUGGCAUAACAUAUCUGGUGCACAUGCUCCUGGCGUAAUUUAACUGGUGCACAUGCUCCUGGCGUAAUUUAACUGGUGCAAACACUCUUGGCGUAAUACAUCUGGUGCAGACACUCCUGGCGUAAUUUAACUGGUGCACAUGCUCCUGGCGUAAUUUAACUGGUGCACACGCUCCUGGCGUAAUUUAACUGGUGCACACGCUCCUGGCGUAAUUUAACUGGUGCACACGCUCCUGGCGUAAUUUAACUGGUGCACAUGCUCCUGGCAUAAUUUAAUUGGUGCACACACUCCUGGCGUAAUUUAAGUGGUGCACACACUCCUGGCAUAGAUCUCAUUGUGGUGUUUACUACGAUUUUUCCUCAGUCCAUGACUGGAUUCAAGCCCUCUCACUUGUGAGUUCCCUAAUGAUCCCACCCUCCUAUGUACUCUAUACAUUUUGUUCUUCCCUGUGUUCUGUGCUGCGAGGGUCUCCCUACCUGGAGAGACCUACACCUGAGUUGGUCGUUCUCUUUGGGGUGGUGCACAGGUGUGCCAUGAAUGGGACCAGGCCUGGUGAGCAGUCAUCAUGCAGUGGCCUGCAAUGGACUUUUCUUUUUGUCCAUUCCUACCUCUGCUAUGCUGGCACAAGAGAUGCCUCCAGUGGCAUUGAACAGGGAACACCCCCAACUAUGUGAUGCCAUCUGUCACAUGCCCACCCCUUCUUUGUAGCACCAGCUUGCCAACAGAAUACUAAUAUUGCCACCAGUGUCUGUCUCUACACCCCACCACCCUGGAAGAGAUGAGCAUGCACAGCCUCCUUAGUCUUCUCCCCUCCCCUGCACUGCAGCACCCAGCAGGUGCCGGAGCUGCUAAUCAAUCUCAGGCCAUCUAGUUCGUAACCACAGCUUUAGUCCUCUAUACCAGCAGGACUGGAGUGUUUUCUUUCUUUUACUGUGUUUUUUAAAGUCAAAACUGGAUCAUUAUGAAUAAUAGUAGGCAAUGGUGUAGGUAAACAAAGGUGUAUACAUUUAGCAAGUCUUGGUUUCUGCAGCUGUAUGAUAUCUGGUUACCUUUGAUUCCAUCUUGCUGCUAACAGGGCCCUUUAAGCUGUGAUUGACUUGUUGCUUGGUAACCCUCUCCCUUCCCCCUCCACACACACACAUGAUAAUCAGGGGGGCCUUCCAAAGGCCAGUAAGAGCUGCUUUUCCUUUCAGUGAUCAGCACUCCUUGUCUAGGGAUCAUCACUGCAGACUAUACUUGGAACUUUUACCUGUAGGAAUCUGAGGGAAGGGUUUGGCAUAAUGGUUAAGAUCUUCACUUCUUAGACACAAAGUACAGGAUUUGAUACUGGCCUUGGGUUAUUGUCUAGGCUUAAAAUUGCCUUCCAGGGCAGUUACCCUAAUAUUCAGCUUUGAACCUAUGAACUUAUGAGAGGUGUGAAGCAUACACUUGUAUUCAGUGUCUGCCUACGGUUGUAAUUUAUAUGUAGUCAGGCACAUACCUGUCCUCAUCUAGGUACAACUCGCUCAUGCAGGUGCUCUGUCUUUUCCCCCAGCAGUUUUUACCUACCUAAUAUCCAGCUGCUGAGCAAAUUGGCAAAACUUAACACACAAUUGUGUUUCGUUUAAGUAGUAUCACCAGUCUUUAACUUUAUUUAAAAUGUGGGGAAAAUGCAACCUAGAUAUUUAAAAACAAAAGAAUAUGCACAUUGAAGCACCAGUGAAGUAAAUGGACCUUAUCCCAUCAUAUUGAGAAUAGUCUCCAAAACUUGGCUGCCGAUUAUCACCUCAUUUGAUAAGAUAGUUUCCAGUCUGGUAUUACCACAUUCCCUGUAGCAGACUUGCUUGAAGAGUAGUCACUAUAGAACUAAAAAUAAAUGCUGUGUGAUAAUGUGAUAUUAUGUACUACAGUUAUAAAACAGUGUGUGUAACGUUUUGCAUAGCAUGAACCAAAGACUGACAGUGUGCCUUAGUAAUGUAGUUUUUGCAUUUUGGCUUAAAGGUUUACAAAAGACAGCAAAUUUACAAGUAACACAAACGUCGCUUUAGUUUUUCUUUCUUUUUUUUUUUUUUUUUUGAACAGUUUAAAUUUAGAUUUUAUUGUGUUUAUGUGAAUGGGCUUAAAAAGGCAUAAUGUGCAAUGAAACGUAAUCUCUGUUGUAGUUUUCAAUGAACUGGUACAAAAUGUGAGGAUAAAUUAUAUGAAGCAAUCUUUUUUACUGCAAAAUAUUUCUAACUUGCUGUACAGUGGAAAUUUAAAUUGAUGGUACGGUUUUUAAAUUCCAAAGUUCAAAUGUGUUAUUUGAAUAUUCAGAUUAUAUCUUUUGGAAAAAAAGUAGCAUAUUCACAUUUUGUGAACGUAGUAAGGUAUGACAGAGCUGUACUUCAUACCUUAAUAGAUACCUUAACCAAGAGAUAGACUGCUAAAACCAUCUUGUAAAAAUCAUUUUCACUGCAUUGUUCCUUUAAUCAUAAGAGUUAAUACAUGUGAAAUGCAAUUUUGUGAA
Protopterus annectens (West African lungfish) is the source of this 5333-nucleotide messenger RNA. RefSeq names its product glutamine-fructose-6-phosphate transaminase 2 (gene GFPT2). NCBI's taxonomy places the organism in Eukaryota, Metazoa, Chordata, Ceratodontiformes, Protopteridae. Bases 180 to 2231 code for a protein of 683 amino acids. Gene Ontology annotation, molecular function: carbohydrate derivative binding; L-glutamine:D-fructose-6-phosphate transaminase (isomerizing) activity. Gene Ontology annotation, biological process: carbohydrate derivative biosynthetic process; fructose 6-phosphate metabolic process; UDP-N-acetylglucosamine metabolic process. The transcript is spliced from 19 exons. The record is from RefSeq and is a predicted model, not a curated record.